Messenger RNA from Desarmillaria tabescens, 936 nucleotides. Its product is annotated as Alpha/Beta hydrolase protein. The record is from RefSeq and is a predicted model, not a curated record. The transcript is spliced from 5 exons. Gene Ontology annotation, molecular function: lipase activity. The coding region runs from base 1 to 936 and encodes 311 amino acids. NCBI's taxonomy places the organism in Eukaryota, Fungi, Basidiomycota, Agaricomycetes, Agaricales, Physalacriaceae.
AUGGAUUCAGUGAAGCCUUUGGAAAUCGUUUUUAAACAUGUCGGUGGCCUCAAUAUUGCCAUGGACGUGUACGUGCCGGAAUCUGCUACGCCUGAGUCUCCUGCGCCGGUUGUUCUGUGGUGGCAUGGAGGGGGAUUGUUGCAGGGAACACGGAAAGCGCCCUCGUCUCACCAGCUCCGUUCGCCUUCGUCCCACAACAUCUGCUUCAUCUCUGCAGACUACCGCUUAGCACCCCAAGUCAAGUUCCCAGCCAUCCUCUCGGACUGCAAAGCCGCAAUCGACUUUCUCUUCACCCCAGAAUUCGCCUCUGCCACGGGGAACCGCGUCGAUCCCAACAAGCUCAUUCUCAGUGGGAGCUCUGCCGGCGGGUGGUUGUCGCUCCUGUGUGGGACGGGAAUCGGGUUCAAGGCGAGUGGGCUGGACCCGCCUGGGAAGGGGCGUGUUAAGGGUAUCGCGGCAUUGUAUCCUAUUACGGAUCUGUUGGAUCCGUUUUGGACGACGAAGCAGUACCCGGUGUCAUACUUUAAACGCGUCAUAGAUAAGGAGGAGCUGGGGUCGUUCCUUGAUCAUAAGGGUGAGAUCAUGACUUCGUCUGCGUUGGAUAGCCCGAGAAACGCGUUCUAUCAUUAUAUGAUACAAGAAGGGAUUCUGGCGGACCUUUUGUUGGCGGGGGAGUCGAUUAAGCCUUCGGCGUAUAGUAUUGCUGCCACUCUCAAGUCUGGCGAAUUUGCGCUACCGCCAACGUAUAUCGUUCAUGGGGAUAUUGACGAUAAGGUUACUGUCCGACAGGCUAGAGAUGUUGUUGCAGCUGCUGGUCCUGAUGCUGGUGUACAGUAUGAUGAGCUGGAAGGUGUGGAUCAUUUGUUCGACAGGGAUCCCUCCUGCAACAUGGAGAAUAUGUAUAUUUUCAUACAUAGAGUUUUUGGUAAUCUUUGA